CUCUACGGAAUUCGACCUAAGCUUGUUGUCUUGGACUUUGAUACAUGGUUGUUGAGGUUUCAGGGAUGGCUGGUAGGGAAGUUCGAGAAUACACCAACCUCACCGACCCAAAAGACAGGAAAUUGGGGAAAGGAAAGGAUAAGAUUGAUGACGAAGAUGUCACUUUCCAGCGGAUGGUGGCAAAGAUGCAGGAGGUUGCUGGAGAACGGGGAGGUUACCUUCAUGGGAGAGGGGCUUUGGACAGUGAUGAUUUGCUCUAUCUGAAGGAACAGAUGGAAGCUGAGGAGGAUGCUGAGCGUCUUCUUCGCCGCACUGAGAAGCGGGCAUUUGCAGCCUUUAAAAAAGCUGCAAGUUUAGCAGAUUCUUCACCUGCCUCUGUACCUUUGCCACUGCGUGUAGAGCCCAAGCCGAAGAGUGGGAUCAGGCAACAAGAUCUUCUAAAGAACAUUGUGGAGAUCAGACCGAAGCGACACAGAGUAUCAAGUGAGUCAAGCCCUAACAGUGGAAAUCAAUCUGCCACAGUUAAUGUGGCCUUGACUUCAACGAAUGGGAAAAAGGAAUCAAUUCCAGAUAAAAUGCUUCUUCCAUCAAGGCCAAGCAAAGGAGAAGUAGUGGAUACCAAACCAGAGAAUUCUGUUAACAGCUUACUGGGUUUAGCUUAUGAAACUUCCGAUGAAGAGGAAGUAUGAGUAGGGAACAUAUGGAUCUAUACUGUUGCAACUUUGUGUCUUUAAUCUUUGUUUGUUGUAGUUUCAAUGUUUAUAACAUACCGUUUCUUAGAGAG
This is a messenger RNA of Telopea speciosissima, 784 nucleotides long. RefSeq lists its product as uncharacterized. The transcript has 7 exons. NCBI's taxonomy places the organism in Eukaryota, Viridiplantae, Streptophyta, Magnoliopsida, Proteales, Proteaceae. The coding region runs from base 45 to 689 and encodes 214 amino acids. The record is from RefSeq and is a predicted model, not a curated record.